Molecule: messenger RNA, 661 nt
Organism: Argiope bruennichi
Lineage: Eukaryota; Metazoa; Arthropoda; Arachnida; Araneae; Araneidae
Product: venom protein 164-like
Exons: 4
Coding region: 98-565 (155 amino acids)
Biological process (GO): lipid catabolic process; digestion
Cellular component (GO): extracellular region
Molecular function (GO): enzyme activator activity
Source: RefSeq, a predicted model, not a curated record
CCAUUUCCAUGAUGAUGCAAGGUAAUACAAUUAGGCAUUUUUUUGCAUAUAAAAAGAACCUGUUUGACAUUUUAUACUUGAGUACUGAAAGGAAGAAAUGAAACUUCUACUUGCUGCCGCCUUGUUCACUGUCUUCUUGGUCGCCGGGGAGGCCGGGCGCUGCCGUUCUCAAGACGAAUGCAAAUCUGACGAAUGCUGCGUUUCGAGGGGAGUUCUUUUUUACAGACGAGGCGAAUGUGAACCGUUGGGUCAGAAAGGACAAAAGUGUAGUGAAAAUCUUGACGCUCGUGGUGAACGCUAUGUAUAUCACUGCCCAUGCGCCGCUGGACUUGCCUGUGAGCUAGAAACAAAAAAUACUUGGUUUGGAACAGUAAAAGUUAAUCCGAAAUGUGUUGAGGACAUUGCUCAUACCACACCAGCUCAGACUGAUAGAACUGAGCAGCCCGAGACCACUCUUGUGGAGAGAGAGACUACCAAUGUGGAUAGAGAGACUACCGAUGUGGAUAGAGAGACUACCAUUGUACUCGAGUCAACAGUGGAAACUCAAGUUCCUGAUGAGGUGUAGGAGAAAAAAUUUCCUCUAGCAAAAUGAAUACAGUACAAUUACAUGGAUGUAAAUUUGAUUAUUAAAUAUAUAGAGAGGUAUCUAUGUACAUUUAAA